AUGCCCUUUGGCACAGAUGUGUCUAAGCUUGACACAUACUUUAACGAUUUAACUUCCUGCUCGCUGCUUGGCUUUUUGAAAUGCAAGCGUCUAACGGAUAAAAGAAAAGCUCACAGUGUGUAUAAAGGGACUCUUAUUUAUCUUGCUCAAGACGAUACUCUCAAGCCCGAAAAUAAAACAUUUGCACAAGCUUGUUUAAGCGUUUUUGAGGGAGCUGCUGCUCUGACCUCUGUGCUAUUAAUGGAGCUGUUUGUUCGACCUCUGUGUCAAUGGUGGAACUACCUCUGUGUUGGUUUGGAUUACACACUACCUCCCAUCCUCUGUGUUGCGGAGUUAAGACCUCGUAUCUCUUUGGAACAAGCUAAAUCAGUAGCAGUACAACAAUACUGGAUGAAGACAAGAAAGGAACAACUGGGAGAUGAGAUCGAUCUUGAAGAGAUUGGCAUGUUAAAGCCACCAAGGAUAUACGAGAACAAGGUCGCUUGUUACGAAAAAAAAUUACAAGAAAACUUGAAAAUCGGAUCCGAUGAUAAUUAUCAAUCUAUUCAACUGAAGCGAAGGAAAAGUCUAUCAAAAAAGGGUAAAAAGAAGGCUAAAAAAAAAGACAACCAUGAUGACACAUUCUCUAAUCCAUGA
Dentiscutata erythropus is the source of this 636-nucleotide messenger RNA. The record is from the annotation of a GenBank genome assembly. NCBI's taxonomy places the organism in Eukaryota, Fungi, Glomeromycota, Glomeromycetes, Diversisporales, Gigasporaceae.